Molecule: messenger RNA, 2581 nt
Organism: Sinocyclocheilus grahami
Lineage: Eukaryota; Metazoa; Chordata; Actinopteri; Cypriniformes; Cyprinidae
Product: tRNA dimethylallyltransferase, mitochondrial-like
Exons: 9
Coding region: 60-1085 (341 amino acids)
Biological process (GO): tRNA modification
Cellular component (GO): mitochondrion
Molecular function (GO): tRNA dimethylallyltransferase activity
Source: RefSeq, a predicted model, not a curated record
UCCGCUGCGAAAUCACCGCGCAUGCUCAGAUCAUUCUACAGCCCUGAGAGCUUGCUGUCAUGGCGGCCGCCACGCGUGUGCUCCAGAAAGGCAUCAGCCCGUCUAUAGUGGUGAUUUUAGGAGCUACGGGAACGGGCAAAUCCAAACUGGCUAUCGAGAUCGGGAAAAGGCUUAAUGGGGAAAUUAUAAGCGCCGAUUCCAUGCAGGUUUACAAAGGGCUGGACAUCAUCACCAAUAAGGUUACAGAGGAGGAGCAAGCCCAGUGUCGCCAUCACAUGAGCAGCUUUGUGGAUCCAUUGGUUAGUGGAUACACUGUGGUGGACUUCAGGAACAAGGCUCUGUCUCUCAUAGAGGAUAUGCAUCGUCGGAAAAAGCUGCCCAUCAUUGUUGGAGGCACAAACUACUACAUUGAGUCCAUUUUAUGGAAAGUGCUCAUCGACACUGGGGUAAAUGUGAAUUUUAAUGUUUUUCAGGACUAUCAGCAUGGCAUAUUCCAGUCUAUUGGCUUUAAAGAGUUUCACGAGUACCUGACAGCAAGUGAGAACAUCAGUCAGGAAGAACGUGAUAAACUGAAGGUUAAAGGGAUCGAGUCUCUCAAGCAGGUGACCCGCCGCUACGCCCGAAAACAGAACAAAUGGUUCCGCAACCGAUUCCUCAAGAGACCUGCUAGGAAUGUACCACCAGUUUACGGUUUGGAUGUGACGGGCGUGACCAAUUGGGAGACUACUGUACUUACUCCUGCUUUAGAGAUCCUGGACUGCCUCCAAAAGGGAGAGCAGCCGUCUGCACAGCCAAUCAGAGCAGAGGGGGUGGAGUCUCGCAACAAGAGGAGUCACCACAUGUGUGACCUGUGCGAUAAGGUGAUCAUUGGUGACUUGGAAUGGAUAGCACACCAGAAGUCCAAAAACCAUCUUUAUCAGGUCCGCAAGAGGAGAAAAGCCGAGCAAGCCUCAGAUCAGAACCCAAACCCUACCGAACAUCAAAAUUUGGUGUGGGUGUGGACGGGGCAGGUGGAUGUGACGACGGUUGGGGAAUAUAACCACACUUCAUUACAGCGCAGUGCCAAGAUUUCCCUCGAACAAUAGAAAAAGGAUACGCACAACAACUACAUUGUUACCAAGACUGGGAGUUAUGGGAGUGUACUGAUAAAGCAGGCUAAUCAAACGGAGUUAAAUGAGAUAGACGCACACUUCCAUCAACCCCUAAGGGCCCCUGUUGUAAAACACAACCGGUAACUGUCACAGGGUCCAUGCCCUCCAGAUAGAAAAUCUCACACUGUACUUCCCUCUCUUCCUUGUUUUUCUCUUGAUGUCAGGGGUGGAACGGCCUGGUUCAUGUUGGGCCGGUUUGUUCACCUGCCAACGGACUAGCUAAUCCUGAAUUUACCUGGAAAACACUCAAAAAUACAUAGCUCCCAGUCCAACAUGCAUCAUCUUCAGGAAGGGUGAUAUAGCUUUCUCAGUCUCGCUGUACAGAUGUGAGAUGAUGGACUGCUUGCAUCUGUACUAGGUCAGCACUGGACGUGUCAAGACAUGUCAGCUCUGUUUAUGACAGGAUAAUCAGUCACUGAUAAAAUAUUUAUUUUCAGAUGGAUGAGAAUCUUGAAUGUACAAAGGGCUGCAAUAAACAUUUAAUCCACCUAUGAAUAAUGCAGUGCCGAUGACUAGUGAGCUUUAGUUUGUUCGAUUGUAAUUACAUUAAGGGUGCGUUCAAGAACCAAGUGGUUAAUCAUUAGACAUAAUCAUUAUUAGUGUCAUUACUUAAUUAGGUUAAUGUGUCACAACAACACAAAUGUGAACAACUUGUUACUUGGUGCGUUUUCGGUAUAAAAUCAUUGUGCAGUUCUUUUCUUCUAUAUAUUUUUUUCUGAAUUUUUACAAAGGCCUGUGUAUGAAUCAUGUGUGUUCAUGUUGUCAUAGCUCUUUUCACAGCUUUCCAAUAAUAACUGCGCACAUGUCAUCUCUCAUCUCCUGUUGUUCUUUUGUCCCUGAUCACUAAUGCUUUCUCUGCACUAGUAUCAGCCAGACCUUCCUCAGACUCACUGGGGCUUCUGUAAAGACGUGGUAACGUUUAUGUACACAUGAAAUAUGUGGGUGUAAAUGUUUUAAUAAGAGCUGAAAUGAAGCUAUAAAAAUUUUAGGGCCCCUUGAUACUGUAGGGCUGUGAAUAUAGACAAGACGGCUCAAUUUUAGUACGUUGCUGCCCCCUUGUGGUUGGAUGUAAAACUUAAGUACACUGUUGCUGAGAUUUAGUGCUGCAUUAAAAAGUAAUGUUUUUGGUAAUAGCGUAACGGGUUAAAUAUUUGCUACUGCCAAAAUACCAACAGACUAGUGUUAGUCCAAGAGGAGAACAAUACCUUUACAUGAAGCUCUUUUUGUCUACUGAAAACCAGGUGCAGAGAAAACACUUCAAUCUUGCACAUUGCAGUUUUCCCUCAGAAAACUCAUAAUUUGCUGCUCAUACUAUAGUAAGGUAGUUGUUGUAGUGGUUAUGUGUAGGUAGGGGUAGCGAUAAGGCAUCUAAAAUAUGGUCAUGCAGAAUAACGCAUUAAUAUGUGCUUUAUAAGUAGGCUAUUAAUAAA